Lachancea thermotolerans CBS 6340 is the source of this 3357-nucleotide messenger RNA. It is a transcript of the gene IRE1, whose product is annotated as bifunctional endoribonuclease/protein kinase IRE1. Gene Ontology annotation, biological process: mRNA processing; intrinsic apoptotic signaling pathway in response to endoplasmic reticulum stress; IRE1-mediated unfolded protein response. Gene Ontology annotation, cellular component: IRE1-TRAF2-ASK1 complex. The record is from RefSeq and is a predicted model, not a curated record. NCBI's taxonomy places the organism in Eukaryota, Fungi, Ascomycota, Saccharomycetes, Saccharomycetales, Saccharomycetaceae. Bases 1 to 3357 code for a protein of 1118 amino acids. The transcript has a single exon. Gene Ontology annotation, molecular function: ATP binding; RNA endonuclease activity; protein serine/threonine kinase activity.
AUGAGGCGGCCGAGAGGCAUUGAUUUGCUCGCCAUUUUCGUUUGGGGACUCUUGCUUCUUAUUCCUGCCGUCUCCGGAAGCUGGCUUCGAUGGAGAGGAAGACGGGAACAUACUAAAGAGUCCCUUGCCCCGCUUAUAUCGGAGGCACAGGAUGCGCCGAUUAGCAGCCUCCAUAAUGAAGUUCACCGAGCCAAGCCCACUGUUUUCAAGAAAAGCUUGUCAGUUGAUACCUCAAGUCCAGCGCCUGCGCAACUGGGUGAAAGACGCCCUACAGAUGACAGCUCUAAGACAAAGUUCACUUCGAACAGUUUACUAAGGAAUGUGCAUGGUUUCCAAGACAGCCCUCCACCCAAGAACGGUGUCUCUGUCCCUUUUAAUCAUAGAAACUCUGAAGGAUUGAAAAUAUUGGACUACAUAAUAGUGACUGAUUUAGAGGGUGGUCUUCAUGCAGUGCACAGGAAGACUGGUGAAAUUUUAUGGUCCAACACCAAUGUCAGUGCUCCAUCCAUUUACGUGAGCGAACCUACUGAUUCCAGUAACGAGACAUUGAUAGUCGAGCCCUAUGGCGAUGGCAACAUCUACUACUUCAAUAUCUACCAAGGACUACAGAAGUUGCCAAUAUCUAUUAAACACCUCGUCAACGCUUCGCCGUUGGAUCUGAAAACUAGAAUUGUGGUUGACGAAAACGGCACUACAAUUGAUGAUGAAAAGAUUUACACGGGUUCUCGCCAUUCCGCUGUAUUCAAUAUAAACAUAAAGACGGGCCAAGUUCUGUCAGCUUAUGGGCCAGGAACUGAGAACAAAGCAUAUGAUGACCUGGGCACAAACUGCACAGAACAGUCGUUUUCAACAGGAGCUUGUGAAGAUGUUUUUGUUCUUGGCAGAACAACAUAUGAGCUUUCUAUUUAUUCCAAGCUUGGCACCGUCUACAAUGUGACAUACGGAGCUUGGCAGCAAAACUCUGCUGACAACAGUCUCGCGAAUCAAUAUGAUCGGUCUGCUGAUGGCAUUUUGAUUGCUCCAUUUGGCGAGAAAUCCCUCCUGGCAGUUGAUUCUGAAUUAAAUUUCGCAAAAUGGAUAUCUUCUCAGUUUUCGGGCACGAUUAACAAUGUCUUUGACGUGUUCCUUGACGGAAAAACUAGCGAGAAAAUAAUUUUGCCGCAUCCCAUGAAUCCACGAACAGUCUCCAACCACCAGAGUCGCGUCCUUCUUGGCCGGACUUCUGAGGGAUGCUGGUAUGCAAUGUCGGACGAGUUUUACCCGUCAUUAGUAGACUCCUCUUCGAUCUCAAUUUACAAUCAUAGAAGAGAAUGGAAGAUGCCGCAGACCCUGAAAGAUGUACAGUCACUUCAGGACGCAAUGGUAGGUGUUCAUGAUUUGCAGAGUCUCCAAUUCGAACAAAUUAUUGAACAUGAGCCUCGCCCAUCUCCAAAGUCCUUACCCGCCAGUUCCAUGCUUUUGAUUGAUAGCCCUAGGCCUCCGAGAAGUGAUAACCGUGGGCUUAUUGUCGAAGAAGAUUCCACUAAAGCUCUUGAAAAAUACAUCUCUAAAGAAGAAAUGCUUGCCUUGAAAUUACAAGCCAAAGAAAAAAUGGCCAAGGAUCUCCUUUCAGCGCACCAAAAAUCGUUUGCAUACAGGUUUGCAAAUUUUGUUUACCGUAUUGUCGAAGGAGGAUUAAUGUUACUCUUCUCUUUUUUCAUCCUCGGUUUACUCUCGAGAUUCAAGGUUUUAGCUCCACUUCAUGUGUUUUUAGAGCGAAGCGGCUUGAUAUCGGGUCAAAAUCUCGAAACAGGCUCGAUAAAGAUUGAAGAUAAAGAAGAUACAUCAAACACACAAGAUGAGCCUCAUGAAAAGCACGUUCAAAUUUUGAACCCAACUUCAGACAAUGAACAGAACUCAAAGGAAGAAGGCUCUAGUGAGCGAAGAAAGCGAAAGAGGGGCUCGAGGGGGAAGAAGAAAAACAAAAAGGUGCACGAAUUUUCACAAACAGAUGCCACAGGAAGCUCAGAGGCAGAUGUCGAGGCCGACCUGAAGCAUUUGACGGUUUCGAAAAAGGUCUUAGGAUACGGAUCUUCUGGAACGGUAGUUUUCCAAGGAACAUUUCAGCACAGACCUGUUGCGGUGAAAAGGAUGCUUAUUGAUUUUUACGAUAUUGCGACUCAAGAGAUAAAACUUUUAACAGAGAGCGACCACCAUCCCAACGUCGUGAGGUACUACUGUUCUGAGAUCACCGGCAGAUUUCUUUACAUCGCUCUGGAACUUUGUACUUCAACAUUAGAGGAUGUUGUAGAGGGCAAAAAGGAAUCCUCAAAGAUAAUAGAGGCUAGGGAACAUUUAGACCCUAUAAAUGUUUUGUUUCAGAUUGCGCAGGGUGUUGCUCAUCUACAUUCGAUGAAAAUUGUUCAUAGAGAUUUGAAGCCCCAGAACAUCUUAGUUGCCCCAACGAGGAAAUAUAUGCAACAUCUUGAUUCCAGCUUGGCUCCAAUGCGUGUUCUCAUUUCCGAUUUUGGGCUGUGUAAAAGGCUUGAGCCAGAUCAAUCCUCAUUCCACACCAAACAAGGGAACGCUUCGGGAACAAGCGGAUGGAGAGCUCCGGAGUUACUUGAUGGCUGUGCCACUUCUGAUACAGAAAAUGAUGGAAGCUACGGGAGCGCUGAAAGUAGUAUCUCUUACGUUUAUGAUCCUUUUUAUCACAAACGUUUAACCCGAGCUAUUGACAUAUUUUCGAUGGGUUGUGUCUUUUACUAUGUGCUAUCAAAGGGAAGUCAUCCAUUUGGAGACAAGUAUUCGAGAGAUAGUAACAUACUCAAAGAGUCAUGGUGUCUUGAUGAUAUCAAUAAGUCCUUGAAAGAUAGGUGCUCUGUUAUAGAAGCGAAAGAUCUCAUAAGACAGAUGAUAUCAAACAACCCUAGCCAGAGACCGGCUGCUUCCCAGGUUAUAAAACAUCCACUUUUCUGGCCAAUAUCCAAAAAGCUCGAAUUUCUCCUGAAAGUCAGCGAUCGGUUCGAAGUUGAAAGGCGUGUGCCACCGAGCCCUUUACUCUUAAAACUCGAGGAAGCUUCUCCGCGGGUAAUACCCAAUCGAGAUUGGACUGUAAAGUUUGAUGGGGUUUUUAUGGAAAACCUAGGGAAGUACAGGAAGUACAGCGGUGAAAAGCUAAUGGAUUUGCUGAGAGCAUUCAGAAACAAAUAUCACCAUUUUAUGGACCUUCCGCCAGAGCUCGCUGAGGUUAUGGGCCCAAUACCAGAUGGGUUUUUUCUUUACUUUGCCAGGCGGUUUCCAAAUCUGCUUCUGGAGAUUUACUUUGUAGUACAAAGGAAUUUGAAGCAUGAUCAAAUUUUGGGGGACUAUCUUUGA